Vicia faba (fava bean) is the source of this 879-nucleotide messenger RNA. The record is from the annotation of a GenBank genome assembly. NCBI's taxonomy places the organism in Eukaryota, Viridiplantae, Streptophyta, Magnoliopsida, Fabales, Fabaceae.
AUGAACGGAGGCCCAUCUGGUUUCACAAAUGCUCCUGUUACAAGGGCUUUCAUCAUCGCUUCAGCGCUUUUCUCAAUCUUCUUUGGGAUCCAGGGUCGUUUCAACACUCUGGGGUUGUCGUAUCAGGAUAUUUUUGGAAAGCUUCGUGUUUGGAAGUUGAUUAUGUCGUUAUUUUCCUUCACAUCAACACCGGAGUUGAUGUUUGGACUAUAUCUUCUGUAUUACUUCAGGGUGUUUGAGAGACAAAUUGGUUCCAAUAAAUACUCGGUGUUUAUUGUGUUCUCUGUAUUGGCUUCACUACUGUUUGAAGUUUUUGCUGUGGCAUUUUUAAAAGAUCCUUCAGCAACCCCAGUCACUCCUGGACCUUAUGGCCUUAUAUUUGCUUCGUUUGUACCCUUUUUCUUUGACAUUCCUGUUUCGACUCGGUUCCGUUUAUUUGGUUUCCACUUCUCAGAUAAGUCAUUCAUAUAUCUAGCUGGUCUUCAGCUUCUACUGUCAUCAUGGAAAAGGUCCAUCUUACCAGGGGUGUGUGGCAUCCUUGCUGGUUCCUUAUACCGUUUGAAUGUCUUUCAUAUCCGCAAAGCAAAGUUCCCGGAGUUUAUUUCAUCAUUCUUUUCACGAAUUUCCUUGCCAUCUAUGGGGAGUCCACGCAUAACACCAACGAGGAAUGUCUUGGGCAAUGUUCCAUCCUACCCAGGUCGCCAAAUGGAGAGAAACUAUCCUGCUCCAGUGCAUUCUGCAGUAGAACCGUCGGAAGACUCAAUUGCAACCCUUGUUUCAAUGGGAUUUGACAGGAAUUCUGCAAGACAAGCCUUAGUGCAGGCCAGAAAUGAUGUGAAUGUAGCGACAAACAUCCUUCUAGAAGCACAGGCUCACUAA